CUAAAUCAUAGAAGCGUUAAGUCUACAAUUGAGCUAGUAAUACCUGCAUAACGGCCAUCAUAGGAUACUCCUGCUCGCGGCUAACUUAACGAAAGCCGGUGUCUAGCUGCCAUUUAUAUGAUGCCAGAGCCAACUAUUCGUCGCACAGACGCAAAAGCGUUCUUUGCGAAUGAGCGUACGUUUCUUCAUUGGAUGAGCACAGCAGUUACAAUCGGAGGUAUCGCGGCAGCUUUGUCAGGCGUCGCGGGACAUGCCCACAGGCACUGGGGCGACGAAUUCACAGAGCGAGCCAUCGUCGUGCGCGUUGUCUCGCUAGUCAUGCUGUUCAUCUCAGUAGUCAUCGCAGUCUGGGGAGGGCUAAACUUCCAGAAGCGAGCAAUCUUCCUCGAAGCCAAGGCUGACGGUCCGUACGACAGUCGCUUCCUACCCGUCAUGCUCACCGUGUGCAUGGCGCUCUCCAUGUCUGUAGUCUUCGGAGGUGCCGUGUACCGGUUGACCAGCACGUAAAGCGGAGCCUGGAAGACGUGCGUGCAAGUGGUUGUGGGUGGGGUGAGUGGGAUUACAAGUGCAGGAGUGUCUAGGUUUAGAGGUUGCCAGACAGGACAUACUCAGACGUGCUGAACUGCGGAAUAGCGCAGCAUGCUGCUACCGGUAGGUUCGACAUGACGUGCUGUUGUCAAAGAGACAGGGCGGAUCGAGAAGGGGGGUUGCUUCUGGUUCUGCAAGACGCUAUGCUCCCAGGUAUUGUCUUUGGACCCGGCACAUGUGGUUUCUUACUGGAGAGCAUUGGUAAUGCUAGCUUUCCUUUCGAGUUUGGCAUCCUGGUGAGACUGAAGGUUUGACAGGGGCUGACGGGGGCUUCGACACAUGGGGGGUAGAUUCAGAUACUGACUGACCGUGUAUCCUUGAGAGUUACUUGCCGAGUAACCCAUAUCCAACACGGUAACCCAUAUGCAACACGGUGCCAUGUGCUUGGGUUCCUAUAUGCAUUUGUAUAGCUGUAGCGGAGUAUUUUGCGGUUUUUAAUGGUGCACUUCGUCAUGCAACGGUGCAAGAGGGAUUCGUGAGUCUCGACAUGGGGGUUUCGGACUGGAGGGGAGGAACUGGUGCAACGACAAGC
Molecule: messenger RNA, 1120 nt
Organism: Astrephomene gubernaculifera
Lineage: Eukaryota; Viridiplantae; Chlorophyta; Chlorophyceae; Chlamydomonadales; Astrephomenaceae
Source: the annotation of a GenBank genome assembly